Messenger RNA from Owenia fusiformis, 452 nucleotides. Lineage: Eukaryota; Metazoa; Annelida; Polychaeta; Sabellida; Oweniidae. The record is from the annotation of a GenBank genome assembly.
AACAACAAGAAGAAUGACAUUCCCACAACAAACAUUGAUGACAUUCCUGAAAAAUCUACAACCAUUCCAGAAAAGUCCAGAAACAUUCCUAAAAAAUCUAGAAACAUUCCUGAAAAAUCAUCAAGCAUUUCAGACAAAGUGAGUACCAUUCCUGAAAACAGUGCAAACAUUCCAACAAAUGAUAACAGUAUAAUCCCUAAAGGCCAGUCCCUGAAAACAAAAGAGGCUAACAAACUAAACAAUGGCAACAACGUAGAACACAUUAAAGCUCAUAAUAGUGCUGUUAGUAGUAAUGCUAAAGUGGCUGUUGGUGCCAAGAAACCCAAUGGGAUUCUUAAACAAGCUCCUGAGAAGAGGCCAGAUGCAAAUGGCAGUGGACAUAACUCUACAAUAGAUGCAGCUAGGUUGAAGCAACUGGUUCAAGAAAAAGGUUUGAAACAUUCUGUGUCUAC